This is a messenger RNA of Hyaloscypha bicolor E, 1335 nucleotides long. Its product is annotated as putative NADPH dehydrogenase C23G7.10c. The record is from RefSeq and is a predicted model, not a curated record. The transcript has 4 exons. The annotation marks the transcript as partial. Gene Ontology annotation, molecular function: NADP binding; NADPH dehydrogenase activity; FMN binding. Gene Ontology annotation, cellular component: intracellular anatomical structure. NCBI's taxonomy places the organism in Eukaryota, Fungi, Ascomycota, Leotiomycetes, Helotiales, Hyaloscyphaceae.
AUUUCCGAGAAUAUUAUAUCUUCCACUAUGGUAAACACUUCAAGUCCAACAUCAAAUCCCCUCUCGAGAGAUGUCACUGAGAACCCAUGGAAAAGUCGAGCCGCGCCAAAGUUCUCAUACUUCACACCGGAACAACACGUCCCCUCAGGAGCCGCGAUCUAUCACGCCAAUGAAACAUCCACCAGCAAGCUCUUCCAACCCCUGAAACUACGGGGCUUGACUCUACAGAAUCGAAUUUUCGUCUCGCCUAUGUGUCAAUACUCAGCAGAGGACGGACAUCAUACAGCGUGGCACUUUGCUCAUCUCGGUGGGAUUAUCCAGCGCGGCCCCGGGUUGACCAUCGUGGAAGCGACAGCAGUAACUCCUGAGGGUAGAAUCACACCCGAAGAUUCCGGACUUUGGAAGGACAGCCAGGUUGAACCUCUAAGGAAGAUUGUGGAAUUUGCACAUAGUCAGAACCAACAUAUCGCAAUUCAAUUGGCUCACGCUGGGAGGAAAGCCUCAACUGUUGCCCCAUGGAUUGAUCGCAAAGCUACAGCUACUGCUGAGGUUGGCGGAUGGCCAGACAAAGUCAUCAGUGCCAGUAGCGAUCCAUACGACGAGCACACCUGUCUCCCGCACACAAUGACCCUAGAAGACAUCCAAAGUCUCAAACAAUCCUUCCUCGCCGCCACUCACCGAGCACUCAAAGCCGGUUUUGACGCAAUCGAAAUCCAUGCCGCCCAUGGUUACCUGUUGCACUCCACCCUCUCCGCCGCAACCAACAAUCUGCCCGCUCCCUACUCCGGCUCCCUGGAGAACCGCAUGCGCCUCCUCCUCGAACUUACCUCCCUAAUUCGUGACGCAAUUCCCUCCACCAUGCCCCUUCUUGUCCGAAUCCCAGGCUCGGACUGGAUGCCGCCCAAUACCAACAACUGGGACAUCGACCAGGCGAUACAACUCUCUCUCGCUCUCUCCGAAGCCGGCGUCGAUUUUCUCGACGUCUCGUCCGCAGCGCUGAUGGCUGCCCAGAAAGUCGUUAGUGGGCCAGGAUACCAAGUCCUUUUUGCAGAAGCAAUUAAGAAGGCGCUUGAGGAGGCUGGGAAGGGAGAUAAUACCAAGGUCGGGGCGGUCGGCAUGAUUACGACGGGCAAGCAGGCGGAGAACAUUGUGAAGGAGGGAAAAGCGGAUGCGGUGCUUGUUGCGAGGGCGUUUCAGAAGAAUCCAGGGUUGGUGUGGCAGUGGGCUGGGGAGUUGGGCGUCGAAGUGAGGGUUGCGAAGCAGAUUGGGUGGGGGUUUGGUCAGAGGGGUGAUGGAGGGAUCAGGGGAGGGGAUGCUGCUGCUGCAAGGGGGUGA